Molecule: messenger RNA, 1863 nt
Organism: Dendroctonus ponderosae (mountain pine beetle)
Lineage: Eukaryota; Metazoa; Arthropoda; Insecta; Coleoptera; Curculionidae
Product: facilitated trehalose transporter Tret1-like
Exons: 2
Coding region: 75-1514 (479 amino acids)
Biological process (GO): transmembrane transport
Cellular component (GO): membrane
Molecular function (GO): transmembrane transporter activity
Source: RefSeq, a predicted model, not a curated record
CAGCUAUUUUCAUCAGAUGGUAAUCGCUCGUACAGUAAAUACCAAGUAGAAAGAAAGAUGUGUGUCAUAUUGCGAUGAAGUUGCAUCAAAUUAAAUUUAGACACGAGUACUUUUUUCAAUACUUUGCUACUGUAGCCGGUUCCAUCUCGAUACUAAGCUCUGGAAUCAAUCUUGGAUGGACGUCCCCCUAUCUUCCAGAGCUCUUAUCUGCUAAUUCUUCCAUACCAACUACGAACGAUGAAGGAUCCUGGUGCGCUGUGGCUCCUCUUCUAGGAGCGCCACCUGGUGCCAUUCUGGCAGCGAUUUUAGUAGACAAAAUUGGCCGCAAGAAGACCACGCUCCUAAUGGCCCCUUGGGUGUCUCUUUGCUUCAUCGGAAUAGCGUUUUCCACCACAAUCUGGGAAAUAACUGGAUUGCGUUUUCUGAUUGGUUCAGUGGAAGGCGCGUUGUAUACAGUGCUGCCCAUGUACAUCGGUGAAAUUUCCGAUCCGAAAAUUCGCGACUUUUUAACGUCCACUAUCGCUAUAGCUGCCAUCACCGGAACUCUAUUCAUCAACGUUAUAGGAUCUUUUUUGGAUAUAUUUAUGUCCAGUUUGAUAUGCUGUCUGAUACCACUAAUUCAUAUGAUGGCCUUUGCUUUGGUACCAGAAUCUCCUUAUUACUAUAUCAAGAAAGGCAACUUUGAAGCUGCUAAACAGAGCUUGCAAGUACUUCGCGGAAAAAGAGAUGUGGAAGAAGAAGUGGAUUCCAUAGUUAAGGCAGUGGUUCGACAGGAAAGAACCAGCAAUCAAGCGGGGGUUUUGGAUUUGUUUACAGUAGCCAGCAAUCGAAGGGCUUGCUUAAUAUUUGUUAUUGUCUGCAUGACGAACAAGUUCAGUGGCAAGAAUCCUUGCAUGUUUUACACGGAAAUGAUUUUCAAAGAGGCUGGAAGCUCAAUUGACGCAACCACGUCUGUUAUCGUCUACUGCGGCAUGGAGCUGAUAGCUGUAGUUCUUACAACUUUGCUCGUCAUUAAACGAUUCGGCAAACGAAUGCUGCUGAUUACUUCAUCUGCUGGAUGUUCGGUUGCUGUUCUCGCAUUGUCGCUAUUUUUCUUUUUCAAAGAUUUCGGCUUUGACAUCCAUUACGUAUUUUGGCUACCCAUAACAGCCCUAGUUUCUUACAAUAUCAUGUUCAGCAUAGGACUGUCUUUCGGUAUGGUUACGAUUCUGAGCGAAUUAUUCCCCACUAGUGUAAAAGCCAAAGCCUUAUGUAUUGCUGAUACAUUUUCCGUUCUUAUGGGCGCAUUGGUGUCGAAGAUUUUCCAAAUAUCCGUUGAUCAAGCUGGGUCAAUGGCAUAUCCGUUCCUUUUUUUCUCUAUGUGCAGUUUAGCCGGAUGUCUCCUGAUUGUACGAUGGAUGCCCGAAACCAAAGGAAAAACCUUGGAGGAAAUCCAGUAUGUGUUAAUUGGCCAGGAGUCUGGUGUCGAGCUCAGUGUCAGGAGAGUGCAGUUUCUGAAUAAUUCUUUUAUGUAAGCUCAAUUAGUUGGGGACAAAAUAAUUUUUUUACCGUUUCCGACCUGCAGGAGAUAUUACGUGAGAUAAUCAUCUUCCACCAGUGAAUUAUUUUGCAAGACUUCUUUCAGCCUGCAAAGAGUGUGCGUUUCCCGGAAUACUAUGAUGCCAUUCUAAAUCUAGUUCAAAUUCCUAUGAACACUAAAUCAUAAUCUCUCGAUGUACCGUUAGGCCGCUAAAGAACCACUCGUUUACACGAACGACUGUCUUUAGAGAAGCGAAACACGAAAUAUGAAUUAAAUUGGCUUUGUUUUUAUCUAUGAUUUAUAUAAAUAACAUGGCAUUUUUAUUAAUAAUUAGAUUACUUGGC